AUGUCUUUGAGCUGCCAGCCGAUCUGCCUGACGUUCUGCUUGCUGCUGGUGCUGUUCGGAUCAGCGUACACCACUAACACAACCACUGGUCCCUCGGUGGGCACCACACCAGCUUCACUGCUGCUAAAGCAAUCCCAGAACACGUUUGUACAAUGGGUCUUAUCUCUGUUGCCGCAGCGACCCGAUGCUUCUCCAGAGCCUGUCACAAUUGCCACGCUCAGCAGCUCGGCAACGGCACCCACUGAGAUGCCAGAUGUUGCAACGCAAACUAGCACCACCACAACGGCGCCACCACCGACAACCACUCGUAAGGCCACAACGCCGGCGCCACCAACCCUAAGUCCACCUCGAAACUGCACCGAUUGCGUCUGUGGCGUGGCGAACACUCAGAAGCGCAUUGUCGGCGGCCAGGAGACGGAGGUGCAUCAGUAUCCUUGGGUGGCCAUGUUACUGUAUGGCGAACGCUUCUACUGUGCCGGCUCACUGCUCAACGAUCAGUUCCUGCUGACGGCUUCGCACUGCGUCUACGGGUUCCGCAAGGAGCGCAUUUCAGUGCGUCUGCUGGAGCACGAUCGCAAAAUGUCGCAUCUACAGAAGAUUGAUCGUAAGGUCGCCGAGAUAACCACACAUCCCAAGUACAAUGCACGCAACUAUGACAACGAUAUUGCCGUCAUUAAGCUGGACGAACCGGUGGAGUUCAAUGAGAUACUGCAUCCGGUUUGUAUGCCAACGCCAGGACGCAGUUUCAAGGGCGAAACGGGCGUUGUCACCGGCUGGGGCGCAAUCAAAGUGGGCGGACCCACUUCAGACACACUGCAGGAGGUUCAGGUGCCCAUUCUAUCGCAAGAUGCGUGCCGCAAAAGUCGCUAUGGCAACAAGAUCACGGACAAUAUGCUCUGCGGCGGCUACGAUGAGGGCGGCAAGGAUUCCUGCCAGGGCGAUAGCGGCGGUCCCUUACACAUUGUGCCCAACGGCACUCGGGAGUAUCAGAUCGCCGGUGUCGUCUCAUGGGGUGAGGGCUGUGCCAAGGCCGGUUAUCCGGGUGUGUAUGCCAGAGUAAAUCGAUAUGGCACCUGGAUCAAGAACCUCACCAAGCAGGCUUGUCUGUGCCAUCAAGAGACCAAGAAGAUCAAUGGCAAGGAUGCGCCAAUUCAGUUGCCAAUUGUCGGUUGGCCGAAAGAGUUAUUCUUCGAUACAGAAAUGAGAUACAUUUGCUUGCUCUUACUGCUGGGCCUAAGCCUGGCUGCUUCAUCCAGUUUGCGCAGCUCCUCGGAGCCAGCCCAGAUACUGGAGUCUUUGAGCAACUUACGACAGAAUAGCUUUCUCGACUGGAUCGUCUCCGCAAUGGGUCCAGAGUACACAAGUGUGCCCCCUACGCGGAAGUGUUCUGCUUGUACUUGUGGCAACAUCAAUUCACGUCAUCGCAUCGUUGGAGGCCAGGAGACCGAGGUGCACGAGUAUCCGUGGAUGGCAAUGCUCAUGUGGUUUGGUAGAUUCUAUUGUGGCGCCUCGUUGGUCAACGAUCAGUAUGCCUUGACGGCGGCCCAUUGCGUCAAUGGUUUCUAUCAUCGACUGAUCACAGUUCGACUGCUCGAGCACAAUCAUCAGGAUAGCAAUGUGAAAAUUGUGGACAGACGUGUCACUCGCGUCCUGGUGCAUCCCAAUUAUAGCACACUCAACUUUGACAGUGACAUUGCCCUCAUACGCUUCAAUGAGCCAGUGCCUCUUGGCAUUGAAAUGCAUCCAGUUUGUCUGCCAACGCCGAUGGAAACAUAUGCUGGCCAAACGGCUGUGGUUACAGGCUGGGGUGCGCUCAGCGAGGGUGGACCCAUAUCCAAUACUCUUCAAGAGGUGGAAGUGCCCGUGCUGUCCCAGCAGGAGUGUCGCGAGAGCAACUAUGGCAAUGACAAGAUCACCGACAAUAUGAUCUGUGCGGGCUACGCCGAGGGCGGCAAGGAUUCUUGCCAAGGCGACAGCGGUGGACCGAUGCAUGUCAUUGGCGCAGCGCAAUCCUAUCAACUGGCGGGCAUUGUAUCCUGGGGCGAAGGUUGCGCCCAACCCGGCUCACCUGGCGUCUACACGCGCGUCAGCAGCUUUAACGAGUGGAUUGAGGCAAACACUCGCGACUCGUGCACCUGCAACCAGUCGGGGGAGGAAUCGAGCACUCAAGCUGAAGCUGGUAGCAGCAGCUCAACGGAACAGCCAGAGAUGGUCACAGCGACCGAGAGCAGCCAGGAUCCCGAAGUACCAGAAGUAGAUUCUCGUGCUUAA
Drosophila grimshawi is the source of this 2271-nucleotide messenger RNA. Its product is annotated as transmembrane protease serine 9. The transcript has 3 exons. The coding region runs from base 1 to 2271 and encodes 756 amino acids. The record is from RefSeq and is a predicted model, not a curated record. Gene Ontology annotation, molecular function: serine-type endopeptidase activity. Gene Ontology annotation, biological process: proteolysis. NCBI's taxonomy places the organism in Eukaryota, Metazoa, Arthropoda, Insecta, Diptera, Drosophilidae.